AUGACUCGCCUCUGGAUACCUGGGUUGCCCUACAAGAAGGCCCCCGUAGCCGACCGGUUCAAGUCGAGCGCGCAAUUCCUUUCGUUUCCGAUGGCACCAACCGCACGCUUCGUCUUUCGCCGGAACUACGAGGUUCCCUCUUCCCGCUCCUUCCAGCCAGUUUCGCCCCCCCGAACUGUCGUCCGCUCUCUCCUGCCAGUCUCGACUGGCGUCCAUUCCCUCUCCCGCAAGCCAGCUUCGCCUGGCGUCCGUUCUUUUGCCCAGAUGCGACAGGGCUCGCAUCUGCCGGUCUCUGUGAGACCAUCCACUCCUUCCCCUGUUUCCCCACCUGCCCCAGCUGCCACUGGGGCAGGGCGUUCGCUAACUCGCUCUGCUCUUUCCUCUCGCCUGGAGGAAAGGCGGGCUUCUCGACAGGCACGAUCUCGGCCUUGGGCGGCUACACCCAAGGUCGAGAAACCCCGGUCGACAACCCGCCCUACCCCCCGAGUCGAACGAGCCUCUGUUCCCUCCGACCGGGCUAUCUACAGCCCACAUAUGGCGGCGCGUGCUCGUCGGGCGAUCAGACGGAUCGACGAAGUCCUCGCUAAGCCUGCUCUGGUCAAGGCCAGCGCAGGUGGACGUAAGGCCAAGUCCGUGAAGUCUGUUCGUUUCGGCGAGGACACCGUCAUCCCUGUGUCCUGUUGGAUAGUUCGGCGCGAGCAUGUCUUUCCAGCUCCGUUGGCGGCCAUGGGUCACCUUCAGGGUUGGAAAGUUACACCUCGCUCGGAGCCAGAUGAGGAGGGUGAACUAGAAAAGUACACCACAUAUUGGGGUUCCGACUCUUAUGUGAUGCUUGACUGUCACUCUGCCUCGGAGCCGUGUGGCCGUGAAGGGUGUCAGUACAACCGACUGGCUAGCAUUGCUGCCAGGAGGCCACGCUGGGGUCCCGCCACGGUCUUCACGGCUUGGAACAUGCUCCGAGAGAAGGUCCGGCAACGUGGUGGUUUCCGGCUAUGCUGGCGUAUAUCCUGCUGUGGUAUUGGUGGCGCAUUGAGCACCGAAGAGAGAUGGUGGUGGGCCAUCGACAACACGACAACAUCGACGCCUCCUUCGACAACAACGACGACGACGACAACCGACGACGACAACCGACGGAGCUACACCGGGCGGCUAAUUGCGCUUCACCGGAAGCGCGUUAAGACGGAAUAUUACCCAAUCAUGCGGAUGUACUGGGAGGGAAUAUUUCUCGUCUUGGGUUGA
Molecule: messenger RNA, 1239 nt
Organism: Aspergillus niger
Lineage: Eukaryota; Fungi; Ascomycota; Eurotiomycetes; Eurotiales; Aspergillaceae
Exons: 4
Coding region: 1-1239 (412 amino acids)
Source: RefSeq, a predicted model, not a curated record